Molecule: messenger RNA, 2535 nt
Organism: Leishmania mexicana MHOM/GT/2001/U1103
Lineage: Eukaryota; Euglenozoa; Kinetoplastea; Trypanosomatida; Trypanosomatidae
Exons: 1
Coding region: 1-2535 (844 amino acids)
Source: RefSeq, a predicted model, not a curated record
AUGGCCUUCUUUCUCAAGGCCCUUGGCCUGUCUGACAGCAUCCCGGGCUUCCCCUUCACCCCUGCCACCAACGACCCUGGCUGUACCGUGUACACCUCGCCACGAAUGUGCUGGACGCUGCGACCCGGCACACAGAGCGACGAUGCGCAGGCGAGGGUGUCCAUCUUUACCUGCUCUGUUUCUGCGGCGGUCACGGCAGGCAGCAGCGGUGACCGCGAGCUGAUCAGGCAGCUGGCCCGAAACACCAUGCGCCGCGCAAAGAGUCUUAUGAUCCCGGGGUUUCUCAAGUGCCACGGCGCGGUGGAGCACAGCGACACGAUAUACGUAGCCACGGAGCCGUGUGUGGCGCUGAAGGACGUUUUGGAGAGUCUAGAGUUGCGACGGCACUACUGCGGAGAGACGGAGGAGGAGUACGCCGCCUCCGUCGCGUACGGCCUGGACACAGUGGGCGGCGCACUGGCGGCGCUUCAAUCAAACAGGCUGGUGCAUGGCAACGUCCACUGCGGGUCGAUCUUUAUCUCCGCUGUGUCGGGGUUCUGGCGGCUGUUCGGCCUGGAGUUCAUAUCCGCGAUGGACGAGGUGGUGAGUGGUACCCCCGGCUGCCUCUUCGAAUCCGCGCGACGCGCUGGAAUGGUUGUUGGGUAUCGCUGCCCGCCGGAGCUGGGUAGCAGCAGCAGCGGCGGCGACGUCGGUAGUGGGGAUCCUGUGGUGGCCGUGGACGCAUGGGGCGUAGGCUGCUUGCUGUACGAGACGGUGGGGGUGACAGCCGAGGAGGCGAUCAACGGGAGGCUGAACUCAGUGGCUCACAACCUUAGUGCAGCGGAGCUGCGGAACGUAUGCCGUCAGAGCCUGCCGAAGUCGCUGCACCAGGGCUGCAGCCACCUUACAGCGACGAACCCGCGCAUGCGCAAGUCCAUUGCGGCCUUCUUAGAGAACUGCGAGUUUGUACAGAAGAGCGCCUUUGUACAGUACAUGAAGGCGCUUUCUGGGCUGCUGCUGAUGGAUCUGUCGCAGCAGAUGCGGGUGGUCGAGUCGCUGGCUGAGCCGGUGGAAAAGUUUCCACUGCGCGCGUGUCUCUGCUUCAUUCUGCCGCGGCUCGGCGAGCUUGUUCGCACUGCUGCAAAGGCCGGUGGCAGCUCGGGGGCGAUGGGGGUGUCGAUUGGGCCGUUGGCCGACCCCGUGCUGAAGAUCUCGGAGCGCACCGCAGCGGGCGACGACUUUGAUACAUAUGUCACGCCAGUGCUUGUGCAGCUUUACCAGUCGGCCGAUGUGCUGCUGCGCUACAAGCUGCUCCUCGGCGUCGAGACCUACAGCGCGAAGCUGUCGCCCGCAGCGCUGAACAACGCUAUCUGGCCGCUCUACGCCAAGGGGUUCGCGUACUCGGUGCCCAGUGUGCGGGAGUACAGUGCGCGCGCACUGGUGCACCUCGCUCCGCACAUGUCGGAGAGCAUCCUUGGCGACCAGGUGCCGAAGGCCCUGGCGCAGUUGCAGCGCGACGUCGACGGGGCGCUGCGCGCCAACGCCACCAUCGCCCUCAACCUCAUCUCCGAGCACAUUACACCCCCGUCUCAGCGGGCGAUGGUGAUGCUGAUGUACUGCCGCCCGAUGCUCCGGGACGCCUUCGAACCGUCACGCGUGGCGGCGCUGCGGUCGCUGCACGGGUCGCUCGAGUGUUUGUCAGCCAAGCAGCUCGCCGAGUCGGUGCUUCCAGCCAUAUCGCCGCUGACCGUCGACCCAACGUCCGCAGAGAGUCGCACAGCUGCGUUGUCGCUCCUGAAGGCGUCCAUGGCGAGGUUGGAGGCUCACCACACGCAGCUCUCCGCGCAGCAGGUGACUGUCGCUGCUGGCGACUCCGUCGCUGCUAACGGAGGCACGGACGCCUCGUCAACAAGCACUCCUGUCCCCGCCGCUGUGCCGGCUGGAACUGCAUCAAGAGGUUGGAGUCUGCUGGAGGGCUUCAGCCGAGCUUCGGCAUUGUCUACUGCCGGUACUGCGCCGCAGCACGUCGAUUCUGUCUCGGCGCCCGUGUCGUCAAAAGUUUUUACUCCACUGCACCCGACCCCGGCAGCCACCGUGCUGCCGACACCGGUGGUCGGUGUGGCUUCUUCCAUGGGGGGCGGGGGUAGUGGCUGGAGCGACGACGAUGAAGCUGUGGCGGCGAGUGAGGACGACGGCGGGGGCAGGCCCCACGCGUUCCGUGAGGGUUCGCAAUUUGCCAAGUCUGCGGCGCCACCGCUGAGCGCACCGACAGCGCCCUUCUUUCCCGGCACGAAGUCAGCGCCUACUGCUGCAUCUUACGCUGCCUCCCCGGUGAGUACUGCCGGCGGCGCACACGGGUCUGCAUCAUCUCUCACGGGGCUCGCAUCCUCGCCGCCGUUGCAGGGUGACCUGACAAUGCCGAGCGCCAACAGAGUGUCAAGCCGACCCGGCAUCAGUAGCCCAGUCGGCAGCACCGAUUCUGUCACUGCGAGUGCGUCUAGCGGGCCGAUGAAGCUGCGCAGGAAGGGCGGGCUUGGGGCGGCGCGACUGGAUUGA